AUGGAGAAGAAAAUGGAAGUUCACCAAUCAAAGUCACCUUCGUAUCAAGGCUACGAGCAACAUUACUAUACGAACGUCGACAGACUUGGCAAAGGCGGUUUGAAGGAAGCCAUGACUGUCAGGCAUGACCGGAAUGCCGACGAGAAGGGGAGACGCGCCCAAAUCCAGGCCUGUUAUAGAAGCACAUAG
This is a messenger RNA of Xylona heveae TC161, 189 nucleotides long. RefSeq lists its product as hypothetical. Lineage: Eukaryota; Fungi; Ascomycota; Xylonomycetes; Xylonales; Xylonaceae. The transcript is spliced from 3 exons. The record is from RefSeq and is a predicted model, not a curated record. The coding region runs from base 1 to 189 and encodes 62 amino acids.